GCUUCUGAUCAUUCACGUUUUGAAAUCGGAAACAGAGCGAAAGCCGUAAUAAAUAUAGACUUCUACCGCCUCUAUUAACGGAAAUAACUGUCAUUUCCCUCUCCACGGCUAACAAACAUCCACGUUCCAAACUCUCCACUCUGCCACGUGUCAGCUUCCCAACUGCUCAAAACUCUCUGCAACCAACUCCAUGCCAUGGCUGUUCUUCACUCCUCGCUCGCUCCAUACUCUCUCAAAAAGCUCAUUCUUAUCCCACAUCUGAAACCCAGAAAAAUCUGUCAUUUCCAAGCCAUGAGCUCCAGCUCCAGACCGGAACCCGCUGUCUUAGUCCACAAGGUUCCGGGUCUGAACCCGGACGAAAUGGACCGUGUCUCGGACCAAACCUUUCAGAGGUACACCUCCUCUUCCGUUAAGAGAAACGGCAAUGGGGUCGCCAUUGUUUGGUUUCGAAACGAUCUGAGGGUUCUGGACAAUGAGGCUCUCUAUAAGGCUUGGCUUUCGUCCCGGGAGGUUUUGCCUGUCUAUUGCAUCGAUCCCAGGCUUUUUGGCUCUACCUAUUACUUUGGUUUUCCUAAAACUGGAGCGUUGAGAGCCCAAUUUCUUGUUGAAUCCUUGUUUGACUUGAAGAAGAAUCUAACGAAGCGGGGUCUUAACUUGCUAAUUCAAUAUGGGAAGCCUGAGGAGGUUCUGCCUUCUCUUGCAAAAACUUACGGAGCUCACACAGUAUAUGCCCAAAAAGAAACUUGCAGUGAGGAGCUGAGUGUGGAAAAAUUGGUCAGCAAAGGUCUGCGGCGAGUGGUGUUACAGAGUCCUGCGAAUAAUCCCAAUUUACAACUUAUAUGGGGCACCACUAUGUACCACAUAGAGGACCUCCCGUUUGAUAUCAGUUGUUUACCGGAUGUCUAUACUCAGUUUCGCAAGUCUGUUGAAGCGAAAUGCACAGUUCGUGGCUGCAUAAAAAUGCCAGCAUCUCUGGGGCCAGCACCCAGCAUUGAGGACUGGGGAUGUGUUCCUUCAUUAGAUCAGUUUGGACUUCAACAUCAAAAUGUAAGUUUAGGAAUGAAGUUUGUUGGGGGUGAAAGUGCAGCAUUGGGCAGAAUAAAUGAGUAUUUCUGGAAGAAGGAUCUGCUAAGUAUAUAUAAAAAGACCAGAAAUGGGAUGUUAGGACCUGAUUAUUCAACAAAGUUUUCUCCUUGGCUUGCUUCAGGAAGCCUUUCUCCUCGUCUCGUACAUGAAGAGGUAAAGAGGUAUGAAAAAGAAAGGCAAGCAAAUGAUUCCACUUACUGGGUAUUGUUUGAACUGAUAUGGAGGGAUUACUUCAGGUUUCUAUCAGUAAAAUAUGGGAAUUCUCUUUUCCAUCCAGGUGGCCCAAGAAAAUUGGAGCAUAGAUGGAGCCAAGAAAAGACUUUAUUUGAGACCUGGAGAGAUGGACAUACAGGGUACCCACUCAUAGAUGCGAACAUGAAAGAGCUGUCAACCACUGGAUUCAUGUCAAAUAGGGGAAGACAGAUUGUAUGUUCCUUUUUGGUUCGAGAUAUGGGUAUUGACUGGCGCAUGGGAGCUGAAUGGUUUGAGACAUGCCUUUUGGAUUAUGAGCCCUGUUCCAAUUAUGGUAAUUGGACCUAUGGAGCAGGAGUUGGAAAUGACCCCAGGGAAGAUCGUUACUUCAGCAUUCCGAAACAAGCCCAGAAUUAUGAUCCUGAAGGUGAGUAUGUAGCUUACUGGCUUCCACAGCUACAAUCACUUCCAAAAGAUAAAAGGCACUUCCCUGGAAUGGCAUAUAUCAAGCAGGUUGUCCCUCUCAAGUUUGGUAAUGCCGGUAAGUAUCAAAACCACGACAAGACCUCGACUGCCAGAGGCACAAACUUUGGAGGAAGACAAGCAAAAGGGUCCAGGAGAUGAAUCUGUGAAGAAGGAAAAAUAUUGCACUUACCUUAUCCUUGAGAGUAAUGAGGUUUAGAGUAGGGUAAUAGGGAUUCUUUGUAUUUCUGAAUUUGGAGUAGGUUCACAUAUGGACGCAUGCAACAUUGCUACAAAGUUUCAAGAUUUGUAUGGCAUUAUACUUAUUUUUCAUAGGAGAGUGAUUUUGACCUUCACUUCACACUUGCUCUCUACUUUUUAAGUAGGUAAAAGUAGAACGCAAGUGGUAAGAUAUGUCGCUCGCCUAAUAUAUUUGUUAAUUUUUAUUCUGUGAAG
Rosa chinensis is the source of this 2196-nucleotide messenger RNA. RefSeq names its product cryptochrome DASH, chloroplastic/mitochondrial. Lineage: Eukaryota; Viridiplantae; Streptophyta; Magnoliopsida; Rosales; Rosaceae. Bases 196 to 1902 code for a protein of 568 amino acids. The transcript is spliced from 13 exons. Gene Ontology annotation, biological process: photoreactive repair. Gene Ontology annotation, molecular function: DNA photolyase activity; FAD binding; DNA binding. The record is from RefSeq and is a predicted model, not a curated record.